Molecule: messenger RNA, 1133 nt
Organism: Rhineura floridana
Lineage: Eukaryota; Metazoa; Chordata; Lepidosauria; Squamata; Rhineuridae
Product: aldo-keto reductase family 1 member B1-like
Exons: 10
Coding region: 183-1133 (316 amino acids)
Cellular component (GO): cytosol
Molecular function (GO): aldose reductase (NADPH) activity
Source: RefSeq, a predicted model, not a curated record
AGUGGAAAGGAGGAGAAACAGAAGGUGUCUUUUUCAACUUCCCUGUCUUUGAUUACACAUCUCCUGUUGAUGGCCAAUCACCAAGUAGUUGGUUCAGAAGCCUUUUUAAUGCAAGUCACAGAGAGGUGGGGACCAUUCUUCCAUCCCAGUUCUCUCUACAGACUGACUACAACACGUAGAAGAUGCAGACCUACCUGGAGCUAAGCUACAAGGCAAUGAUGCCCAUCCUGGGUUUAGGCACAUGGCAGUCUCCUUUAGGGAAAGUGAGAGAUGCAGUAAAGCUUGCCAUUGAUGUUGGGUACCGGCACUUUGACUGUGCCCAUGUAUACGAGAAUGAAGAGGAGAUUGGAGACGCAAUCCAGGAGAAAAUGCAGGAACAGGCUGUGGCACGAGAGGAACUGUUUGUUGUCAGUAAGCUGUGGUGUACAUUUCAUGAGAAAUCCAUGGUGAAAAGAGCAUGCCAAAGAACUCUUGCAUCUCUCCAGCUGGAUUAUCUAGACCUAUACCUAAUGCACUGGCCCAUGGGAUUCAAGGCUGGAGAUAAGUUUUUUCCUGAAGAUGAUAAUGGGAUGGUACUGCCCAGUGAUACAGAUUUCCUGGAUACAUGGGAGGCUAUGGAGAAACUAGUGGAUGCAGGUCUGGUGAAAUCCAUUGGAAUCUCUAACUUUAAUUGUGAGCAGAUAGAGAAACUUUUGAAUAAACCAGGAUUAAAAUACAAACCAGUGAAUAACCAGAUUGAGAGUCACCCAUACCUACCUCAAGAAGAACUAAUGAAUUUCUGCCAGUCCAAAGGGAUUUCCGUCACUGCAUAUUGUCCUCUCGGAGCUCCCAGCUGGCCAUGGUCCCAGUCUGAGGGUUUCUCUCUCUUGGAUGACCCCAUUGUCAAAGAAAUUGCAGCCAAACACAAUAAAACAUCAGCUCAGGUUUUGAUCCGUCUCCAGAUCCAAAGAAACGUGGGUGUAAUCCCCAAGUCGGUGACUCCACAUCGCAUUAAAGAGAAUUUUGAGGUAUUUGACUUUGAAUUGAACCCAAAGGACAUGAAAACUCUACUCAGCUUAAAGAAGAGACACAGGAUUUGUGCACUAAACGCGUGCAAGCUGCAUAAAGACUACCCUUUCAAAGAAGAUUACUGA